Molecule: messenger RNA, 1427 nt
Organism: Rubroshorea leprosula
Lineage: Eukaryota; Viridiplantae; Streptophyta; Magnoliopsida; Malvales; Dipterocarpaceae
Source: the annotation of a GenBank genome assembly
CGUCGAGAACGGUUACCCGUUGACCGCUGACAGUUCGCACUCUGCAGUUCCUUCGCAAACUGAGCAGAGAGAUGAGACAGUGGAUAAGCGCAGCCAAGGAAGUACUCGAGCGAGCCUCCACGGUCGCCAAAUUCCUCUGCUGGAUUCACGUCACCGACUCCUACCUCUUAUCCUCCACCGUCGUACAAGGGGCUAGCAUGCUUCCGACCUUGAACUUUGCCGGCGACGUGGUACUCACCGAACACAUAUCGCAGAGACUGGGGAAGGUCGGGCGUGGGGACUUGGUGCUAGUUCGUUCACCAAUCGAUCCUAACAAGAUCUUGACCAAGCGCAUAGUGGGUAUGGAAGGAGAUACAGUCACGUUCUUUGCCGACCCCCAUCUCGGUGACUACACGAUUUCUCGCGAGGUCCCGAAGGGACAUAUUUGGAUUCAAGGGGAUAACAUGUAUCAAUCCCGUGAUUCAAGGCAUUUUGGGCCUCUUCCUUAUGGUCUAAUUCAAGGAAAAGUAUUUUUUAGGGUUUGGCCUCCUCAUGCCUUUGGAUCGUUGAGUUAAUGACAAUAAUCAUUGAAGGAUUGAGUUUUCAUAAGUUUCUGAUGAAAGAGGAAAUGGGAUUAAAUAACCUAGGAUGGGUGCUGCUGUCGUCCGUUAAUGGCAUCCAUCUUUGAGGUUUGGGUUUCCAAUAUCUUAUUGACAUUUGAGGGUACUCAUUCACAAUGCUGCACUCUCACAUGCGUGAAGGGCCUAAAGGCAUGUGUAUAUCCUUUAUUAUGAUCUUGUAUUGAUAUUCUUCCCUGCUGUAUGAAACUUUGGAAGGAUAAGGUCAGUCAGUGCAAGCUGGUAUAUGCCAAUCUUCCCUUCCCGACCCCACCCCAUUAUACACAUGGAUAUUAAACCCCACUUCUUGAGUUACAACAAUACUUCCCAUCAACAUUGAGCUCACUUUUUCAUAAUUUUGUUUCUUUCUGAUUCGUAGUGUAUACACAAAUGUUGUUAAUGCAUCUCCAUUUUGAUUCUCAGGAGUUAUUUUGGAAUGUCAAUUAAUUUUUCUUUCAUGAUCAAGAAAGCUCUAAUUUUACUUGGUAGUCUAGAUUGACACACACAUCAAUGCUACCAUAUGUUACUAGUUAGAUUUCCUAUAAGUUUUACUUCUGUGUUUAUCUUCAGGAUGGAAACUGCCCUAAAUUUCUCCCCUUUCCCCCCUGUUUCUCGAAAGUUUUCAUAUCAUUUUUUCCAGAAUUUUUUCUUCACUGUUUUUUCAUUUUAUUAAAAUUUUUUUCUUAGAGUUGUUUCAGGUUUUUAGGGGAAAAAAUGCAGAAUCCUUUUGAAUCAUAACAAGAGAACUUGAUUUACAGUAUUCCAUGCAGCUGUUGUUAUAGGUUUUUUAUUUUUUUUAAGUCUUUAAAAAUAUAAAAUUUAUUAAUAUCU